AUGGAGGGCAUGUACCUGGACAGGCUGAAUUACGACUUCAAAGUAAAAGACGUCGUUAACAUAAGAAACAUAAAUUUAGAUGCGAAAGAAGAUACUAUAGAAAAUUUUCAUGAUCAAAUUUUAUUAAAAGAAGAAAAGAAUUAUUUAAAAAGAACAGGUUUAAUAUAUGGAACCCAGGAAGUGUUCAAGAAUAUAAUGGAUAGAGAUAUAGUAGCUAUGUCUAGAAGAUUACCAGGGAUCAAAAGUAGUUUACUAUCGCUAGAUGUUAUGAGAAAUUCGAUAGAAAGAGUAGAAUCACACGAGUAUAUGGAAAAAAUGGCCGAUCAAUGCUUAGAACCCUUAUGGAUGACUAUAGAGAAAAAGAUGAACAUGUAA
Plasmodium malariae is the source of this 375-nucleotide messenger RNA. RefSeq names its product proteasome maturation factor UMP1, putative (gene UMP1). Bases 1 to 375 code for a protein of 124 amino acids. The transcript has a single exon. The record is from RefSeq and is a predicted model, not a curated record. NCBI's taxonomy places the organism in Eukaryota, Apicomplexa, Aconoidasida, Haemosporida, Plasmodiidae. Gene Ontology annotation, biological process: proteasome assembly.